Esox lucius (northern pike) is the source of this 3896-nucleotide messenger RNA. RefSeq names its product transient receptor potential cation channel subfamily V member 6. Lineage: Eukaryota; Metazoa; Chordata; Actinopteri; Esociformes; Esocidae. Gene Ontology annotation, cellular component: membrane. Gene Ontology annotation, molecular function: calcium channel activity; protein binding. The record is from RefSeq and is a predicted model, not a curated record. Gene Ontology annotation, biological process: calcium ion import across plasma membrane. The transcript is spliced from 21 exons. Bases 1013 to 3607 code for a protein of 864 amino acids.
CCCCCUGAAAAGGUAUAUGCCUGGGCCCCCUCACUUACAGACAACAUUGUCAUUAUUAUGAUAUGUGGGCCCCCUGUGAUUCAUACCGACAUUUCCCCCGCGUUAGCUACGGCUCUGUGUGCUGACAUGUUAUGUUUGUGUGGCAUAGGUAAUCAAACACACUAUCUUGGCAUUUGACGUGCUGUUAGUCUAUUUGUUUUUGGCAGUUUAGUAGUCUUUCUAUACCUGCUUUGUUGCACAAGAAAGGACUUUAGUUCUUGAACACUCCACCCGUUUUCGUACGGCAUAAAUGUUGCGUCUGUCAAUCCGGUCGCAAUGGCAACCACAUCAUGUCGAUCAAGCAGUGUUCUGAGCUGUGGCUGUGAGUGGCCGAGUCUCAGUGUUGUCAUUAAUAGGAAGCCUUUACUGAGAUAUAAAUAGGUCUGAAAAGAAAUGCUUCAUAAAGGUAGGAAACCAACUGUUUGUUGAAAAGGAGAGCAUUUGUCUUUCAGUUCUACACUGAGUGAUUAUAUAUAUAUCCUUAACAAGCACAGCUGAUAACCAGCAAUAAACAUGUCCACAACCUCAGUCCUAACAGCUCAAACAAACUCCAGGGCUGUUUAACAUUACAAGAUAAGACCGUUGCUUUGUUAGUGUCAUUGCCUGUCAACUUUAUGACAUACAGGCUGUUGUGUAACAAGCCCAUGGGGUCAGAAUGUACCACAUUGUUGAGGCACAGUACUACAGGUAGGGAUCGCCGCUCGCAACAAACAGAUGGAAUGAGAAACAGUGAGCGGGCCCACAGAAGACUUUCCUUUUACCUGAUAUCUACCAAACAACAAUCCACUCCUCAUCUUUCUGGAUGACAAGGCUUUAGCAGGUUCAGAAUUUACCGGAAUCUGCCAACUCCCUGUGUUUUGAGUGAAAGCCUUUGUUUGGAAGUAGCCGCUACACUGACUGGCCGGUCACAGUGAUAUUGGAGCUGUGCAGCUAGUUGUUCACAGAGUGGCCUUUAGGCCUGGGACACAGCAGGAUGAAGAGACUGAACCCAGGUAGUGCCUCUGGCCACCACCACCGUGCCAUGGAAAUGGAGCUAAAUGAUGUGCUGGUAAACAAGCCAGUAGUUGAAUCUCAGAUCUCCAAGACGUCAGUGUCCAGCGCUGUGAGGGCCGCUGCCCAGUGGGCAAACUACACCGGCUGCCGCUGGAAGCGAGCCUGCCGACAGUACGUUAGGAGAAAACACACAGGUGAGUUCUUUGAGACCAUGUACAAAGGCUUGGCCUGGGAUGAGGACGUUGUAGACGGAAGACAAAAAAGCGUUAACCUCAAUAAAAGACUGCUGGACCAUUUCAGAGACCUGGCUGCUAGCGACCAGGACACGGAUGAGGUGAGGCCCGGAAAGGUGGACCUUCAGUACCUUAACGACGUGAUCGCAGACGGAGCCGACCCAAACUCGACAGACCGUUACGGACAAACCGUUUUGCAUGAGAUCUCGAGGGCAUGGAGCGUGGAUGUGAUGCGCUUCUUCCUGGAGAGGGGGGCGGACAUCCGGCGCCCAGACUGCUACGGGGUCACACCUCUGCAUGUCGCCGCGGCUCUGGACUAUGAGGAGAUGAUCCGCUUCCUACUGAAAAGGAAAGCUGACAUCGAUGCUAAGACCAACCUGGACAGACAGACUCCAUUGCACUACGCUGCUAAGAAUGACGCCGUGGGGGCUGUCAGGCUCCUGCUGCAGAACGGGGCAGACAUCUCAGCGCAGGACUACAAAAAGAGAACGCCUCUCCAACUGGCGGCCAACCUCGACCGGAGCGAGGCUGCACGGACGCUAAUGGAACUGGGGGCAGACGCUGGGGUGAAGGAUUCUGAUGGUCAACUCUGCAUCACCGCCAUGAUUGAUAAGAUGACGUCAGUGGCUCAUUUGGCUCUGAACCAGUUCCAUGUGACUGACCGGAUGACAAGGCAACAGUUCUACUACCUCCACCUGCUGGAGCCAGAGCCACCCUGCAAGCACAGCGCACCGGGAACGUGCCCACGAGAGAAUUGCGCCAGUGAACCUACUUCACCGUUGGAGUUCAUAGUUCACCAGGGGAAGCUGGAUCUUAUCAUGCAUCCCGUGGUUCUGAAGCUCAUCACUGUCAAGUGGAAACUAUACGGCAGGAUGGGGGCUUGGAUACUCCUUCUCCUCAACUUCCUGUUUAUCGUCUCUUGGACGACCGUGGCAAUCUCCGUGUCCGUCAUCCGAAAUGAAGAGCCUUAUGUUUUUCCUGAGGACUGGUGGCGUGUUUUCGGGGUGGUGGUGGCCCUGGGCUUGACUGUGGUCGAGGUGGGCCGCGAGGUGGCGGAGAUGAUCGGCUCCAGGACCAAGCUGAGGAGCUGGCAGAGGUGGUAUGAACGGCGCAUCAACGACGACCUGCGUUGCACUCACCCCAUGUGGCCUGAGGAGAAACAUUUCUUGGAAGAGCAAAUCAAGUUAAUCCGUCGCAUGAAGGGAAACUACUUGCAAGACCCCUGGAACAUCUUUGAUUGGCUCGUGUACAUUCUGCUUAUGGCAGUGUUCGGGAUCCAUGUGGCGGACAUCUUCUUGCUGUCAGGCACACUGCGAGACUACAGCCUGCGCCUCUUCGCUGUGGUCAUCAUCUUCCUUUGGCUCCGACUAAUGAAACAUGUUCGAGCCUUCAGGGUCAUGGGUCCAUUCAUUGUCAUGCUGGGUAACAUCGUCGGAGAUGUCCUACGCUUCCUUUUUCUGUAUGCUGAGAUCUUUAUCCCUUAUGCAUGUGCCUUCUGGAUUAUAUUUGGAGGGCAGGCCUCCAUACCCAGCAUGCGGACAGUGCCCCAGCUGCUCUACAGCCUGUACCGCAUCACCCUGGUUGAUGAGUAUGAGUUCAAUGCCAUGGUGGAGGUGGACUCCAUCAUGGCCCACUUCCUCUGCGGCACCUUCCUGGCUUUGUCCUCCAUUCUGUGUGUCAACUUGAUGAUCGCCCUCCUCUCAGACACCUUCCAAAGGGUGUAUGACAAUGCAUUGGCCAAUGCUGUGAUGCAGCAAGCGUCCAUUAUCCUGCAGGUGGAGGAAUCCAUGCCCCGCCUCUGCCGUUUCUAUGAUGACCAGCACAUACACCGCUUUUGUGCCCCGCUCGGUGAGUUCUACGAUGAUGACAUCAGAACGGAUCCCAAGCGGCACGCAGAGAUGAAGAUGAUCACCACUCAGAUCAAGGAGACCCUGGACGAGUUCCUGGAGAUCCAAAAAGAAGUGAAUCCCUCAGAACAAGUUGGACCUGAUGAUUCUGACAGAGGUUCAGGGGGAAGGCACUCUUCAUCUCAUGUUCAGGGGGAAAAUCUGAAGACUCUGCAGAGGCUCCAGAUGGACCAGAGCCAGGACCUUAGUAACCUGAGGGCAGACAUAAAGAACCUCCAAGCUCUUAUUCACCAACUGAUCCAGUCCCAGACCAGCUCAUGUGUGGGCUGUGAUGUGAAUGGAGCAGAAAGCACUGGGUCAGAGACCAUCAAAGCACCAACAUUCAGUCCUCCAGGUCCUCAACUCGCAGAUUCGUCGACACUGAAGAUUUUACCCAAAGAGACCACAUCUGUUACAGAUGAAGGACCCGAAAAAAGCAAUAGCAAAGCAUUAUAACAUUAGUUUUGUGGUAUAUUAUGACAUUAACAUGCAUUUACUUGCUUAUUUAAUCCAAGCCUAUUUAUUUGACUCAGUUGUCCCAGGGCGCCGUAUAGUCUUAUGCUUAUAUUUCUAUAUAUGGUUUUGAUUUUGGGAUAAUCAAGAGACACCCAGUUAUAAUUUAACUGAUCUGAUUAUGAUGCGAGCUGGCUUUCAAUGUGAAUACGCGAUGGUCUACUCAUGUCUGGUAGUCGAGUCUGUAUAGAUCCUUAACAUUAUUGUUGUACAGUGUAAAUAAAAUAUAUUG